This is a messenger RNA of Fusarium odoratissimum NRRL 54006, 1707 nucleotides long. RefSeq lists its product as uncharacterized. NCBI's taxonomy places the organism in Eukaryota, Fungi, Ascomycota, Sordariomycetes, Hypocreales, Nectriaceae. The record is from RefSeq and is a predicted model, not a curated record. Gene Ontology annotation, molecular function: dipeptidyl-peptidase activity. The coding region runs from base 1 to 1707 and encodes 568 amino acids. The transcript is spliced from 4 exons.
AUGAGUCCUGCAACAGAGCGAUUAUCAAUUGUCAAGCAAGGAAUUCCAUGGAAACCUUCAAAAGGGCCAAAGAAGGUUUUCCCGGCCUUCAGUCCAAUGCAUGUUCGAUUCACCGACACUAAACAUAACAUGGAUGUAGAAUACAACCACGAUAUUGACAUGAGAGAUGGUGUGAAGCUUCGAGGCGACAUAUUCCGUCCUUGCAGCUCAUCCACCACUAGGCUUCCGAUUGUUCUAGCCAUGACCCCCUACGGCAAGCAGAGUCCGUUCGACGUGACACAGAUUUUGCCGAGUAAGGAUUUCGAUGCGGGGUUUGAUGGCGUCCGGUUUUCCAACCAUUUAGUCUUUGAGGGGAGCGACCCGGUAUUCUGGACCAAGAACGGGUUCGCCUACGUUGUGGUUGACGCAAGAGGGAGUUUUGCCUCUGAGGGAGAGGAAGCAUCGUUUGCUUCUCAAUCUGACGGCGUUGAUGCAUACGACGUGAUCGAAUAUCUAGGCACAGCGCCCUGGAGUAACGGACACGUCGGCAUGAUCGGAGCAAGCGCACUAGGUGCCAUACAGUGGCAAGCCGCUGCCCUCCAACCGCCUCAUCUCUCGGCAAUUAUGGUUCAAGAUGGCUGGACAUGCUUGUACAGGGAGCUGGCCUGGAAAGGCGGAGUGAUUCACCCAAACUUCAUGAAAGUCCUCAAUGAGAGGUGGAUGGCUCACGGAAACCGUGUCGGGACACCGGUGAUCGAUCUUGGCCGGGCCUCUGAAGAGCACCCGUAUAUCGACGAAUUCUGGCGCCAGUUCCAACCAGCUGUUCACAACAUAACCUGUGCUGUCUACGUUAUCUCGAGUCUGGCCGACAAUGGAAUUCAUACGCCGGGCACUGUUCGUGGAUAUCUGGCAGCUUCCUCUCAAAUGAAAUAUCUCGAGCCCCAUCCAUUUCGAAAGUGGGAGUGGCAACUGACUGAUGAAUCUCUAGAACGACAGCUUUCAUUUUUUAGUCGCUUCCUUGACGGCCCUGACCGUCAUCGUGCUGACAUGGUCAAGUAUUGGCCCAGAGUACGUCUCAAUGUUACCGAGAAGCACAAUGCUGGGACUUGGCGCAGUGAAAACGAAUACCCAAUAGCAAGGACAAUCAGAACCAAGUUUCAUCUUGGAUCGAACAAGAAGCUCUCAUCGGCUUCUUUGCCUACCUCCUCCGACCCAAAUUCUAUCUCUGAGAAGACGUUUUCGGCACCGACCGAGAUCACGGGGACAUCUCGCCUCCAUCUAAAGCUUUCUACUGCUGCUGGUGACGCCGAUGUAUUCGUAACUCUGCAGAAACUUGAUCAGGAUAGAAAUCUUGUUUUGUUUCCCUAUCAUACCUUCACAAACGACGGGCAUGUCGCCUGGGGCUGGUUGCGUGCCUCGAAAAGAAAGCUAGCUUCCAAGGAGUGCACGGUUGGUGACGAAGUUGAUCACACCUACCUAGAGGAGGACGCCGAGAUGUUGCAAGAUGGUGUCCCCGUCGAGAUGGAUGUCGGCAUCCAGCCAAGCGCGACUUUGUUCAGAGCUGGGGAGACGUUAAGAGUUGUUGUACAAGGCCACGAUUUCGGCGAAUACGGUCCAACAUGCCAAGUACCUCGAGCAGGAUCCGGUAUUAAUAAUGACGAGAGUCACUGCAUCUUCCUGCAUGAUAGCUAUCUAGAGGUGCCGGUAAUACCAUCAAGAUGGUACUGA